AUGGAAGGUUCUCGGCCACCGGUAUUUAGUGUUCGAAUAGUUUCAAUUGACUACUACAUAGCGCCUCCUAUUCCGGGCCUUGGCAUUUGUUACAGCUCUUUCCAUGGUGGGAAGGUGAACGAGGUUCCUGUUAUAAGAAUAUAUGGGUCAACGCCGGCUGGGCAGAAAACUUGUUUGCACGUACAUAGAGUUUUACCUUACCUUUACGUACCCUGCUCUGAUCUGGGCUCCAUACAAAAUGAUGAAGUUGAUUCAUGCAAAGGCUCUAUUUCCCUUGCCCUUGAGAAGGCUUUGAAGCUUAAAGGUAAUGCUGGCUCAAAGCGUCAGCAUGUGCACGGUUGUGAUAUUGUACAGGCAAAGAAGUUCUAUGGCUAUCAUUCUUCAGAGGAGUUGUUCCUGAAGAUUUAUCUCUAUAAUCCACACGAUGUUUCUCGAGCUGCAGAUCUUCUUCUGACAGGUGCAAUAUUGGAUAAGACACUACAGCCAUAUGAAUCACAUAUUCCUUUUCUUCUUCAGUUCUUGAUUGACUACAAUUUGUAUGGAAUGGGCCUUUUACAUGUUGCAAAAGUGAGGUUUCGCUAUCCUGUUCCAGAUGUUUUCUCCCAGUGGAAAGGUAAGCACCAGGCCAAACUGAGACGAUCCUCAGAUGACUCAACUCAAAUGGACUUUCAGGAUGAUUUAGGUGGCGACUUAUGUCCGAAAACACCAAUAUGGAUAUCAUCUACUAUUCCAGAAGGGUGGAUCGGGCAAUGUUCACCUGGACCUGGUUCUUCCAUAAAUGAAGAUAUUACACUCCCCAGACGUCAGAGUACCUGUGGGUUGGAGGCAGAUGCUGUAGUACAAGAUGUCAUAAAUCAGCAGCUUAUAUCGUAUGCAUCUCUCUCACAAACGGAUUCCGAAGUGAAAAUGGUUCAGUCACUAAUCCCGAUUUGGGAGGAAGAAUACGAGAGGAAUGGGGUGCCUGAGGCCACACCUUUAGCUUCCCAUGGGAAACCACUUCCCCAGGAUGUAUUGAGAAAUCUUUCAGACGGGAUUGAGUUUGAAAAUCUUGUGGAAUUGAGAUCUGAAGAAGAAAACCGGCCACUUUUGACUCCAGAAUCACUUGAAUCUUCUAAAGUUUGUGGAGAUUUGGCUGAUGUUGCAAAUAACAAUGAUUUGACUUUAAACAAUUUAAAGGCAAGUGACAGAGUCGGAUCAUUAUUACUAAUAGAUUCACCAUUUCGCGAUGCUGAUGCAGCCGGAACUGAUGUCAUAGAUGCGGGUGAUGAACUGCAACUAUCUGGAACCGAAGGACCAUCAACUGCAAAGGCCAUGGAUGAAGAUGCCUUAAGUCUCUUAAAAUGGCUUGCAUCUUCUCAAGCUGCAGAAGAUAUCAAUUCAGAUGAUGAACUUGCUCGGGAAACAAUUUUGAGUCCCUUGCUCCCUUCCAAACACAUUGAGAAGGUCUUAGAGAGGGCCAACGUUGACUACGAGAGUGAAUCGCAGAAAGAUUGUCAGGACAUCCUCGAUUCUGUUGAUAUGCUUAAUUUUGAGAAAUCUGAUUGCAAAGCCUCUUGUCCUGAGGAGAUUAAUCAGUCGUUUGAAUCUCUGUUAGAUAGAACAAUACCACAAGUGGAUGGCUCUAGUGACGACUUACAGCCAGUAUCCUGCCAGGACAAAAGUGAAGCAAAGCCUCAUGCUGAACGCCAAUCAUGGCCGCAAUCGGAUUUGACCUUAAUAUGUAAGAACAGAAUGAAGAGACCUCGCUGGGGUUCUUUACCUAUCUCUCGUCAACGAGCAAGUGGCUUUUUUCCUCCCGAUACAUUGUGCAUUCCCGAAGGAAUUGAAGAGAGAAAAGAAGGUUUAGGAACUUCCUGUCCGGGGGAUGAAUCAAAAAGAUCCUUAAUUGUACUGGAUGAUGAGCAGAAGGGUAUUAGUGGCAUGAAACAAUCUAGUGCUGGAUUGGCAUGCUCACCAAGGGAUUUGAUGAGGCGAAAGCGGUCUCAUAGAACUGAAAUCUUUGAGAAUAGAAGUCAGGAAGACUUGAAAGCAGAAUCACACCCUAAUGCUGAGUACCUGACAGGAUAUAUAAAUACUGACUCAAAGUUAUGUAAUAGUAUUCAAGAUCCAAGAGAUGGUAUUUCGAUUUUGCAUAAAUCUCCAAUGAAAAACGAGGAUGCGAAGGUGUGCCAUGAGGCUGUCCAUUUAAUACCAACCACUUCUUCUAUUGCUGCCAUUGGGGUGUCACCUAUGUCAUCCAGUAAAGAGAAGAUAGAGGAGGGAAAUUUGCCAAUGAAUAGGAAUCUGGGGGAUGUGGGAUAUGACUCGUGCCUUGGUCCUAACGAGCUCGAACUUGCUUGUGUUUCAAAAACCGAAGUUGUCUCUGAAGAUGAUCCUGGUUUGUUUGAGCCUUGCGGGACAUCAGAAAACUUAAACAAGGAAUAUGGAACUGCAAACCUAAUUGGUAUGACCUUCUCUGUGAAACCUCCAACUAUAAAUUGGACAGAUGAGCCCAAGGGAGAAGGCAGUAACAUACAUACAUCUAUUCCGGGAGAUAUUGCAGAUAAUUACCUCCCUUUUUUCUCCUCAGAUAGAGUACUUGAUGGUGCUAGCCUUAGAAAGUGUAAAAAUGAUGGAAACCGAGAACCAGUACUGGGUGUUCCUACACUUUUUCAGAACGAUGGGUCAUAUUUAUUCAUGCUGACCCCUGCUGCCUCACCUCCAUCGACAGAAUCUGUCGAUAGAUGGCUAUCGUCCAAUUCUUCUAAUAAUAUCUCGGAGCAGAAGCCAAAUGUUCCAUCACCCUUUGGGGAGUGUGCUCCUUUGUCCGGAGAAAAGCUUGAUCAAAAGAACGGCACUGUGAAAGUUGAAAGUAUUAAUGUGAAUAAGAAAAAUGUAUCAACGGCCUGCUCGAUGGACAUUUCUCAAAUAUCCGGCCCAGAUAAGAAUAUGAGGCAGACUCCAUUGAGUCAAAUCGGCUUCCGUGAUCCAGCAAGUGCUGGUCAAGGGCAGCAGCUAACGCUGAUGAGUAUAGAGGUCCAAGCUGAAUCCCGAGGAGAUUUAAGACCUGACCCGCGAUUCGAUGCCAUCAAUAUCAUUGUUCUUGUUCUUCAAGAGGACGAUGAGUCUACAUUUGACACCCAUGUGCUUCUGCGUGGUGGAUCUUAUUAUGCUGAGAAGGACCUUGAUGCUGUUUCAGAGUCCACGGUCUCUGUUUUUACUGAAGAACAAGAAUUGCUUAAACAUUUUAUAAAAAUUGUUCAUGCUACUAAUCCAGAUGUUUUGAUGGGCUGGGACGUACAAAGCGGUUCUCUUGGAUAUUUGGCCGAAAGGGCUGCAUUUUUGGGCGUUGGCCUGCUAAAUAGUAUAUCGAGGACACCUUCGCAAAUAAAUGUGACUCCUGGAGAUUCUGACGCUUCUCAGAAAGAGAUGGGGGCAUUGUUUUCCCAAUCAGUCACUGCUGAAGCAGUCCAUCUUGAAAAUACAUUAAUUGAGGAUGAGUGGGGAAGAACACAUGCAAGUGGUGUUCAUGUAGGUGGUAGAAUUGUGCUUAACGUUUGGAGACUGAUGCGGAAUGAAGUUAAACUCAAUAUGUACACAGUUGAAGCUGUAGCUGAAGCAGUUCUGAGGCGAAAAAUUCCAUAUAUCCCUUGGAAAGUACUAAAACAAUGGUUUUCAAGUGGACCCGGACGAGCACGAUACAGAUCUAUUGACUAUACAGUAGAGAGAGCAAAGUUGAGCCUGCAAAUAAUGAAUCAGCUCGAUAUGAUAAAUCGAACAUCAGAACUUGCUCGAGUGUUUGGUAUCGACUUUUUUUCAGUUUUAUCUCGAGGCUCACAGUAUCGUGUUGAGUCAAUGUUUCUUCGAUUAGCACACACACAGAACUUUCUUGCUAUAUCUCCUGGAAAGCAACAGGUUGCCAAUCAACCAGCAAUGGAGUGCUUACCUCUUGUUAUGGAGCCAGAAUCUAAAUUUUAUGCCGAUCCUGUUAUUGUUUUGGAUUUCCAGUCUCUGUAUCCAUCAAUGGUAAUCGCGUAUAACCUUUGCUUCUGUACCUGUCUAGGGAAAUUUACACCUACAAAUUUGAAUAUUCUUGGUGUCAGUUCAUAUUCACCAGAUGUAAAUACUUUACGCAACUUAAAAGAUGACUUACUUUUGACGCCCAAUGGUGUUGUCUAUGUUCCUUCGAAAGUUCGGAAAGGGAUACUACCUAGGCUGUUAGAAGAGAUAUUAUCGACCAGAAUCAUGGUGAAAAAAGCGAUGAAGAAGUUGGCUCCAUCUCAGGUGGUUCUUCACAGGAUAUUAAAUGCCCGACAGCUUGCUUUGAAGCUUAUAGCAAAUGUUACUUAUGGUUACACUGCUGCCGGAUUUAGUGGACGCAUGCCUUGUGCUGAGCUUGCCGACAGUAUUGUGCAGUGUGGCCGUAGAACACUGGAAUCUGCUAUUGCUUACGUGAACUCAAAUGACAAGUGGAAAGCCAGAGUUGUAUAUGGUGAUACUGAUAGCAUGUUUGUACUUUUAAAAGGGCGUUCUCUUAGAGAAGCUUUCACGAUUGGACGAGAAAUUGCAUCAGCUAUAACUGAAAUAAAUCCAAAUCCCGUCACUUUAAAAAUGGAAAAAGUUUACUUUCCGUGCUUCCUCCUUACGAAAAAGCGGUAUGUUGGUUAUAGUUAUGAGUCCCCCGAUCAGUGCAAACCAGCCUUUGAUGCUAAGGGUGUUGAGACGGUUAGGAGAGAUACUUGUGGGGCUGUAUCUAAAAUGAUGGAGCAGUCAUUGAGGAUCUACUUCGAAAGUCAGGAUAUUGAUAAGGUCAGAGAAUAUAUGCAGCGCCAGUGGACUAGGAUAUUAUCGGGUAGAAUCUCUCUUCAGGAUUUUGUUUUCGCAAAGGAAGUCCGCUUGGGGACAUAUAGUGCAGGUGCUUAUUCACUUCCUCCCGCUGCAAUUGUGGCCACUAAAUCAAUAAAAUCCGAUCCGCGUGCAGAGCCACGGUACGCCGAGCGAAUACCUUAUGUAGUCGUUCAUGGUGAGCCUGGGGCCCGCUUAGUCGAUAUGGUGGUGGAACCACUUGAACUUCUGUCGAUUAAUUCCCCAUUCAGACUGAACGAUGUUUAUUACAUUAGGAAACAGAUAAUCCCAGCAUUACAGAGAGUAUUUGGUCUUGUCGGGGCUGAUUUGAACCAGUGGUUCUUGGAUAUGCCUCGACCGGCACGUGAAGCUAUCGGAAAACGAUAUUCUUUUGCUCAGAAUCCACAGAGGAUGAGAAUUGACUAUUACUAUGAAUCGAAACAUUGUAUCCUUUGUGGCGAUCUGGUACAUGGAUCGGCCCAUUUGUGUCACAACUGUUGUAAGGAUGAAAGAACUGUUGCUGCAGCCUUGACAGGAAGAACUUCAAAACUUGAGAAGGAUUUACAACACCUUGCUGCUAUAUGUCGUCAUUGUGGGGGCGGGGAUUGGCUGGUCGAAAGUGGAGUGAAAUGCCAAUCACUUGCGUGCUCGGUUUUCUACGAGAGAGUCAAAGUCCAGAAGGAGCUGAUGUCACUCACUGAAGUUGUUACCAAGACUGGUUUGUACCCUAAAUGUAUGGUAGAGUGGUUUUAA
This is a messenger RNA of Striga hermonthica, 5577 nucleotides long. Lineage: Eukaryota; Viridiplantae; Streptophyta; Magnoliopsida; Lamiales; Orobanchaceae. The record is from the annotation of a GenBank genome assembly.